Punica granatum (pomegranate) is the source of this 4117-nucleotide messenger RNA. Lineage: Eukaryota; Viridiplantae; Streptophyta; Magnoliopsida; Myrtales; Lythraceae. The record is from RefSeq and is a predicted model, not a curated record.
AAUUAUAUCUCUGAGCAGUGGAAGCGUAUAGUCAUCGUAGCGUAGCACGCAGAUGGAAGAAAGGCUGUCUGCUGUUCUGUGAUCGCUGAAGGCCCCUGUUGAUUGCUCUCUGCGCACAUUCUUCUUCAUCGUCGUCCACAGCCUUGUUCAUACAAAACCCUUCUGUGGAUACAUCAAGCGGAGAGCGAGGAUGCAUAACAAAGUGUUCCCGGAUAUCGAUUAUCGGAAAGCAGCUGCCCCCAUAAAGUCUGCUGUUGAUAAGUUCCAGCUUGUUCCUGAGUUCUUGAAGGUGAGGGGGCUAGUGAAGCAACAUUUGGAUUCAUUCAAUUAUUUCGUGAAUACCGACAUACAGAAGAUUGUCCGCGCUAAUGAUCGUAUUGUAUCCAACGUCGAUCCGAAUCUUUAUCUCAGGUUCAAAGAUGUCAGGAUUGGGAACCCAACCAUUGCAAUGGGGGAUGGCGUUGUUGAUGAUCUCUCUCCUCAGAAAUGUCGUUUAACUGACAUGACGUAUGCUGCUCCAAUAUUGGUAGACAUAGAGUAUACAAAAGGAAGUCGUGGAGAAUAUAACACAAUAUCAAGGAAUAAUGUUACCAUUGGGAGAAUGCCCAUCAUGCUUCGAAGUUGUUGCUGUGUCUUAUAUGGGAAAGAUGAAGCGGAACUUGCCAGGCUUGGUGAGUGCCCCUUGGACCCUGGAGGAUAUUUCGUAGUUAAAGGAACUGAAAAGGUGAUUCUUAUACAAGAACAAUUAUCAAAGAACAGAAUAAUUAUUGACACUGACAGGAAGGGAAAUAUAAUUGCAUCAGUUACGAGUAGCACUGAGUCAACAAAAAGCAAAACAAUCAUUGUUAUGGAAAAGGAGAAGAUGUAUCUGCAGCUCAAUCAAUUCACAAAGAAUAUUCCCAUCAUGAUAGUGAUGAAGGCAAUGGGAAUGGAAAGCGACCAAGAGGUUGUUCAAAUGAUAGGAAGGGAUCCCAGAUAUGGUGCUCUCCUUCUUUCUUCAAUUGAGGAAUGUGCCAGCCUUGGCAUAUAUACACAACCACAAGCGCUUGAGCACCUUGGGGAGAAGGUUAAGAAGCAGCAGCCAUAUGAAACUUUUCCAUCUUCGAAGGAAGGCAGAGCUUUGUCCCUACUUCGUGAUGUAUUCCUUGCAAAUGUUCGGGUAAAUAAGAAUAAUUAUCGUCCCAAGUGCAUAUAUGUUGCUGUUAUGCUAAGGCGUAUGAUGGAGGCAAUUUUGAAUAAAGAUGCAAUGGAUGACAAGGAUUACGUGGGAAACAAGCGGUUGGAGUUAUCUGGCCAGUUGAUCUCUCUGCUUUUUGAGGAUUUGUUCAAGAGUAUGAUUAGUGAUGCCCAGAAGAAUGCAGAUGCUACUCUAUCGAGGAGUAGCAGGUCUAGCAAAUUCGACUUUUCCAUGUUGAUAAUUAGAGAUAAUAUAACUCAUGGUUUAGAAAGGGCACUCUCAACUGGAAAUUGGGAUGUCAAACGGUUUAAGAUGCACAGAAAAGGAAUGUCACAGGUACUGGCAAGGCUAUCCUUUAUAGGAUCAUUAGGCCAUGUGACGAGAGUGUCACCACAAUUUGAGAAAUCAAGAAAAGUCAGUGGGCCGAGGGCUUUGCAGCCUAGUCAGUGGGGAAUGCUAUGUCCAUGUGACACUCCAGAAGGUGAGGCUUGUGGAUUGGUGAAGAACUUGGCUUUGAUGACUCAUGUCACAACUGAUCAAGAGGAGGGUCCCUUGAUCUCUCUGUGCUACGCCAUGGGCGUUGAAGACUUGGAAUUACUAUCUGGUGAAGAGCUCCACAGCCCAAAUUCUUUUUUGAUUAUAUUUAAUGGGCUCAUUUUGGGCAAGCAUAGAAGGCCUCAGAGAUUUGCUAGUGCCCUCAGGAAAUUACGAAGAGCUGGCAAAGUUGGCGAGUUUGUUAGUGUUUUUGUUAAUGAGAAGCAGCGUUGUGUCUACAUUGCUUCUGAUGGAGGUCGGGUUUGUCGUCCACUUGUUAUUGCGGACAAGGGUAUCUCAAGGAUUAAAGCACAUCAUAUGAAGGAGCUGGCAGACGGGGUCCGCACAUUCAAUGAUUUUCUGCGAGAUGGUUUAGUCGAAUAUCUUGAUGUUAAUGAGGAGAACAAUGCUCUGAUUGCAUUGUACGAAGGGGAGGCUACACCAGAGACAACUCAUAUUGAGAUAGAGCCGUUCACUAUCUUAGGCGUCUGUGCUGGACUGAUCCCCUUCCCUCAUCAUAAUCAGUCCCCCAGAAACACUUACCAGUGUGCCAUGGGGAAGCAAGCUAUGGGAAAUAUUGCAUAUAAUCAGUUGCUUCGGAUGGAUUCAUUAUUGUAUCUGCUGGUUUAUCCUCAACGACCCCUACUGACAACACGGACAAUCGAGCUGAUUGGAUAUGAUAAGCUCGGGGCAGGGCAGAAUGCAACUGUUGCUGUGAUGAGUUACAGUGGCUACGACAUAGAAGAUGCAAUUGUCAUGAACAAGUCAUCCUUGGACCGUGGUUUUGGUCGCUGUAUUGUAAUGAAAAAGUAUACCGCUGUUAGUCAGAAGUAUGACACCAUGACAGCAGACAGAAUACUUCGGCCCAGAAGAAAACCUGAUCCUAAUAAUAGAGGAGACAUUGAAUGGGAAAAGAUGAAGAUUUUAGAUGAUGAUGGAAUCGCUGCACCAGGAGAAAUUAUUAAAGCAGGCGAUAUCUAUGUUAACAAGGAAACUCCCUUGAUAACAAAGGGCAAUGCAACAAUGACUGGUCUUCAAGACAUAGACUAUCGGCCUAAUCGAGAAAUUUACAAGGGCGCUGGUGGGGGGGAACCUUGUGUAGUGGAUCGGGUGACUCUUUGUUCUGAUAAAAAUAACAAUCUGUCCAUCAAAUUCAUAAUCCGACAAACCCGUCGACCGGAGGUUGGAGACAAAUUUAGCAGCAGACAUGGGCAAAAGGGUGUUUGUGGAACCAUUGUUCAACAGGAAGACUUCCCCUUUUCUGAGCGCGGGAUUUGCCCUGAUUUGAUUAUGAAUCCUCAUGGAUUUCCAAGUCGGAUGACAGUUGGCAAGAUGAUAGAGCUUCUCGGCAGCAAAGCUGGAGUUUCGUGUGGCCGGUUUCACUAUGGGAGUGCCUUUGGUGAACCAAGCGGUCAUGCAGACACAGUUGAAUCUAUAAGUGAAACUCUUGUAAAGCAUGGAUUCAGCUAUAACGGGAAGGAUUUUCUGUAUUCAGGUAUAACUGGUUGCCCGCUCCAAGCUUAUAUCUUCAUGGGCCCAAUAUACUAUCAGAAGUUAAAACAUAUGGUCCUAGAUAAGAUGCAUGCCAGAGGAAAUGGCCCGCGUACACUGCUUACGAGACAGCCCACUGAAGGAAGAGCUCGAAAUGGAGGGUUGAGAGUCGGAGAAAUGGAACGGGACUGUUUGAUUGCUUACGGUGCAAGCAUGUUAAUCUACGAGCGACUAAUGAUCUCCAGUGAUCCAUUUGAGGUUCAGGUAUGCCGGGCCUGUGGGCUGUUAGGUUAUUACAGCCAGAAGCUGAAAACAGGAAUAUGUUCAAAAUGCAAGAACGGGGACAAUAUCUCUACGAUGAAACUACCGUAUGCUUGCAAGCUUCUAAUUCAGGAACUGCAAUCGAUGAACAUCAUUCCACGACUGAAGCUGGCCGACUCUUGAGCGUGGGAAUGUGUUCAAAAGAUCCACUCAAUGCACCGAGUUUGCAGGACAGACUCUGAAAAUGAUCGCGAGAAGUCAUUUGCUGGCCGUUCUUCAAAUGCAAGCACAAGUCUAAAGAUCGAGGUUCAGAAAAUUGAAUUCCAUAAUGCUAAUCACGAAAAGCUCCAGCAAAUGGUAAUUAUUGGUGGAUGCGGUGUCGGUAUAGGUAUAGGCUUAGGCUCAGGUUUAUUACAAUUACAUGCCAGAAACAUUCCGGUUAUAAGUGUUCUUGACGAAGGACGGUGAGAUUGUAUCUAUGAAAGCAGAAGCAUUGGGCUAGGCCUCGCAGCCUCAGAAUGACGGGAUUGCUGGUUGGAAUUUUUUCGAAUUUUCAAAAUUUUGAGUUUUUUAUUUUUAUUGUUUAAUGGAUUACAAAUUGUGGACGGAUCAUUUAUUUUUUUAAUUAAUAUAAAUCAUAUUGUGUUGUGUAAA